Molecule: messenger RNA, 3445 nt
Organism: Electrophorus electricus (electric eel)
Lineage: Eukaryota; Metazoa; Chordata; Actinopteri; Gymnotiformes; Gymnotidae
Gene: camk2d1
Product: calcium/calmodulin-dependent protein kinase (CaM kinase) II delta 1
Biological process (GO): protein phosphorylation
Molecular function (GO): ATP binding; calcium/calmodulin-dependent protein kinase activity; calmodulin binding
Source: RefSeq, a predicted model, not a curated record
UCCGAAUCGAGACAGCAGAAGAGGUGCGGUGUUGAUGGUCUCAACUUCUGUCGCCGUUAAGCGUCCGAACAGUGCGAGUCACCUCCUGACCAGGGAAGUGGAUUUGUAGCUGCUAGUCUGGACUUUUCUUUUCCCAAUUUAAACAUUUACUUCAAUUUCGUGUUUGAAGAUACUGAGGAAAGGGUUGAGGAAGAGGUAGCCACAGAAGACUUGACUUUUUGCUCAGAUUUUCCUUUCCGUCUCCCUCACAAUGACUUCAACAACCUGCACAAGGUUUACCGACGAAUAUCAGCUUUAUGAAGAACUGGGAAAGGGGGCCUUCUCAGUAGUGAGAAGAUGUAUGAAAAUCUCCACGGGACAGGAGUACGCUGCCAAAAUUAUCAACACCAAGAAGCUGUCUGCCAGGGAUCACCAAAAGCUGGAGCGAGAGGCCCGCAUUUGCCGUCUCCUUAAGCACCCCAACAUCGUCAGGCUCCAUGACAGCAUAUCUGAGGAGGGAUUCCACUACCUUGUCUUCGAUUUAGUCACAGGAGGUGAGCUGUUUGAAGAUAUCGUUGCCAGAGAAUACUACAGUGAAGCUGACGCCAGUCAUUGCAUUCAGCAGAUCCUUGAGGCCGUUCUGCACUGCCACCAGAUGGGUGUGGUCCAUCGCGACCUGAAGCCUGAGAAUCUGCUUCUGGCCAGUAAACUUAAGGGAGCCGCAGUGAAACUGGCUGACUUCGGCUUGGCCAUUGAGGUUCAGGGCGACCAGCAAGCAUGGUUUGGAUUUGCUGGGACUCCUGGUUACUUGUCUCCUGAGGUGUUAAGGAAGGAGCCCUAUGGCAAACCAGUCGACAUGUGGGCCUGUGGUGUGAUUCUCUAUAUCUUGCUGGUGGGUUACCCUCCUUUCUGGGAUGAGGACCAGCACAGGCUGUAUCAGCAGAUCAAGGCUGGUGCCUAUGAUUUUCCUUCUCCUGAGUGGGACACAGUGACCCCAGAGGCCAAAGAUCUAAUCAAUAAGAUGCUGACCAUCAACCCAGCCAAACGCAUCACUGCUGCAGAGGCCCUCAAACACCCUUGGAUCUGCCAACGCUCCACAGUGGCCUCCAUGAUGCACAGACAGGAGACUGUGGAAUGCCUAAAGAAGUUCAAUGCCAGGAGAAAACUUAAGGGUGCCAUCCUGACCACAAUGCUUGCCACAAAGACCUUCUCAAACAAAAAUCCAUACAAGAAGCCUGAUGGCGUUAAGGAGCCUCAAACCACUGUUAUCCACAAUCCUGCUGAUGGAAACAAGGAAUCUUCAGAGAGUGCCAACACCACCAUAGAGGACGAGGAUGUGAAAGCACGGAAGCAGGAGAUCAUCAAAGUGACCGAACAGCUGAUCGAGGCCAUCAACAAUGGGGAUUUUGAAGCUUAUACGAAGAUUUGUGACCCUGGCCUGACCUCUUUUGAACCUGAGGCCUUGGGGAAUCUGGUGGAAGGAACAGAUUUCCACAGAUUCUACUUUGAGAACUCUCUCUCCAAAAGCCACAGGCGUGCCGUGCAUACUAUCCUGCUGAAUCCCCACGUGCACCUGCUCGGCGAGGAUGCCGCCUGCAUAGCCUACAUCCGGCUGACCCAGUACAUGGAUGCCAGCAACAUGCCUCGUACCAUGCAGUCAGAGGAGACCCGAGUAUGGCACCGCCGCGACAGCAAGUGGCAGAAUGUCCACUUCCACCGCUCCGGCUCGCCAACUGUACCCAGCAAUUAAUGAGGCCUCCUGAGAAGGGCUGCUCAAAUGAAGACACUUCAUGUUAGAUGAGCUCUGGUCCCACCAACCAAGUGUCUGUCACACCAAAACCCCACCUAUCACAGGUUCUCAGCCCUGUCAGUCUUGUUUACAUAUCGUCACUGCUGGACUUAGCCGACGCAGGGGUGGAGAAUCAGUGAAUCAUUUUGUAUCAGGAUGUAUGUAUGUGUGUGCAUGUGUUCUAUUCACAUGCUCUCCUCAUAAGGCAUUUAUGUGGAAAGCAUGUUCUUAUUAGGUAGACUUUUAUCUUUUUUUAAAUGUUUAAAUUUUCUAUGGUGAAAAAAAGUCAUUAUCGCUGUUAUAUAUUUGGGUGAGGUUACAUCAGGAAAUGGACCUGUCUAUAUAUACAAAAUUAUACCAAGUUAUAAGCGGUACACAGACACAACAGUGUGAAAAAUCCAUAUCAUUAGAGUGAAUACUAAUCUAGAUGCGAUAUGUCAUUGUCACAUCAAGAAUAUAGAUAGAAGCAUAGCCCGCUCCUUUCAGUUUGGUUCAUGUCAGUGCUUUUCUAUAUUUCUAAUUGAAGUGCAAUAUGGCAGAAAAAUUAUGAAUUUGACAAACGAGCUUGCUUUUGUUUUUGGUGAUGUAUAAGCCUUUUGUGAAGUUGUGUGAAUUGCUAUUCUUGCAUUAUCAUUUUAGAGUAUUGACAGUUUGUGAUCUUAGUUUAAGCUUUGUUCUGUUCUGUUUACUAGGGCUUAGUGGGAUUAGCAUCAGUGGUGUUGUAAUACUGACAGGGGGAACAUUUUGGCAAAUAGUUUGCUAUCCUUUGUGUGUUAGCACAUGAACACAGUAGAAAGACAAAAAUAUUUGUAACUGAAGAAUGUAACAAACAUGUACUACACCAAUGAACACAAUUGCUCAAUCAGAAUUUUAUUUUGCUGACUUAUUGUGAGAGUUUUAUGGUUUUGUUUUCAUUUUUAUAUUGUGUGCUAAUCAAUUAAUGAGGUAUUCUCAAAAGUCCUCAAAUUUUCAAUCCUUCAUUGAUGUAGUAACCUUAGGUCUGUUAAGUACUGCAUGAAAUGUCUUACUCUACUCCUAACUCAUCGUCACUCCUUCUGGUAGGUAUGUGUGCUCAGUAUCGUGUGCAUCUUGAUGGUUCCUUGAUCUAAGUCAAAUAAAGUUUUAUGCAUUUAUAUUUCAGACAUUUCCAUUUAAAAAAAAAACAAAGAGGGGGGCAUGUUUUAAUCAUGAAACUAAACUGGGUUCAAAAACAUGUAUGUUUGCAAAAAAAUGUCACUGUUGCCAUUAUGCAAAUGGAGCUGACAUAUCAAUAAAAAGGCAAUAUUUAGGAAUGUUCAUAAAUAGAACUAUACUUAUAGACUAACAAACUUGAAACAACCACAAACACUUUUUGUUGUUUUUGUUUUUUGUUGUUUUUGAUGUAGGGGUGGGGGGAUUGUUUAUAAUUUCCAGUGUUAAUACAGAAGGAAAUCUGUUGGGUCAGGAUGUUGAUGCUGGGUUUUUGUUUGGUUUGUUUUUGUUUUGUUUUUUUAUCACAUUUUUCUGUUCUUUAUGAUUUUUUUUUUUCUAAAGAGGGGGUGGAAAAGCCCCAUUGAUCUUCAAACUGAGAAAAAACCCAGUGACACAAAUUUGUACACUAAGGGCAAAUGUGAGGACAGCUAAAGAGGGUAUGUCAAUAAAAGUAUCAAUAAAAUGUGAAAUUUGUGCAGCCCCUGA